CGUCUCGAUUCCCCAACUUCCCUCUCCGCCGCGAAGCCCUAGCUAGGGUUUCUGCAAUUCCGCUCCUCCCCUGCUCUGCUCUGGCCACCGCCAUGGCCGCGCUGCAGAGCCCCCUGCGCCGAUGGAAGCCCUUCCUCGCUGCCUUCUCCUCCGUCGACGCCGCCAUCGAGGCCGCCGACCCGGGGAACCUCUCCCGCGCCGAGUUCAGGAGAGCGCGGGGGCGCGUCGUCGAGAUGCUCUGCGGCGCCGCGGACGACGCGGAGGCGGAGGAGCUCUGCCUCGUGCUCGACGAGGUGAUGGCGGAGUCGCUCCUGACGCUGCAGAUGGUGCCCGUGGCGCCGGAGCGGCUGGCCACCACCGAUCUCGCCGAGGUCCUCGGCGCGAUGAGGAAGCGGCACGAGUCGGAGCGGAUCCGCGGCCUCGCCACCGACAUCGUCCGCGCGUGGAAGGCGACCGUCAAGAGCGACCUUGUCAGGAUGACGGCCGCCCUGGAGAGGAUUCCUCACUCUCCGAAGCGAAUCGACACGGGUCGUCCCAAUCUCGAAGCGAAGGUGAUGCAGGGAUCACCGGCGUCCAAGAAGGCUACCACCAAUAAUGGCGGCUGCCACGUCAAUCCGACGAAGACCUCAGCGCCGUCGCCGCCCAAGAGAAGUGCUCCAGUUGUUGGCUGUGCUCGAGUCAAGGCGGACGACAAGGGCGCAGCCGCAAAGCCGAAGGAAUCGGCGCAUCCGGCGAAGAAGCUGCAGCCGACUGGCAUCAGCGGCCGCCAAGAUCAAGAUGGCAUCAAGCCCUACCUCAGUGACCCCGAGAAGCUGGCGGCGGCGGCAUUAGCCGCUCCAAAGCGGAAGCUUCACGAAGGACACCAAGAUCAGGAAGAGGAAGCGAAGAAGCGGCGCAAGAUGGCCGACACGGGCGCAGCAACGAAGCCAAGGGAGCCAGCGCUUCCGCCAAAGAAGGCGCCGGUCCUCGUCGCCAGCGCCGGCCGCCGCCGCGAGAGCAUCGGGCACCGCAAUGGAGACGAGAUGGUCGCUUCCACAACGCGGAGGCUACGUGAGAGCUACCAAGAGGCGGAGGAGGCGAGGCGAAGAAGCGGCGGAAGGUCCAUGUCGUCGAGGACCCGAAGAUGGUGAAGCAGAGGCAGCAGAAGAUGCACCCAAUCACCCAACAGAAGUCGCUUGGGAGGCGCUAGACCUUUAAAAACUCAUCAGUACAUAUUUACUUAGUUAAUUAGCUGUGCAUCCAAAGAUCACAGUAGCUUCUUGUGAUGUAAAUUGAUCGUGCAUCCAAAUGUCAUCCAAGAUUAAUUCUUGUGAUGGCACGAACCCCAUGUAAGCAGCAAACCUUUUCUAUGUAUGUGUUACUCGAUCAGUGAAAUCAGAAUUCGUAUAAUGAAGAGCGCUGUUACUGAA
Messenger RNA from Oryza brachyantha (malo sina), 1409 nucleotides. RefSeq lists its product as uncharacterized. Bases 93 to 1130 code for a protein of 345 amino acids. The transcript has a single exon. The record is from RefSeq and is a predicted model, not a curated record. NCBI's taxonomy places the organism in Eukaryota, Viridiplantae, Streptophyta, Magnoliopsida, Poales, Poaceae.